GUGAGUUACAGCCUGGACAGCUAGCCCAGACCCAGCUAUCUCGGCGCUUCUGGAUUGACCACAAUGGCUUCUCUUUCGCCUACUCCGUCCGACCACUGUGGUACAAGCUUCAUUCCGAUGUCGAUUGAUUCUGAUAUUACUGGAAAAGGGGUCGUGGCAAACUACAUCGGGACUGCCGGCUUUGCGGUCCUACUCAUUAUCGUAUACUUCCUCGUGGUAUAUGACCCGUUGCAGGAUCCUUUUAGAAAGCCACAUCAAGACGCUUCGCAGUCAUCAUUUCGUCCAAAUCCGGUAGACGUGGUCUUCUUGCGGCUUGUGAGGGAUACAUGUACACGCAUCUUCCGUUGGCGCCGUCGCAGUGUUAGCGCAAGAAUGGAGCGAAUUUUUAUCAAAUGUGCCAUGGCAAUGGGUGACCUCCAGAUUCUGACUGGCUUGUCGAUUCUCGUCAGCGGAUACAUUCAGCUCUCCAACGGUCUCUCAUCGUAUCACUGGAUGGUCAUUAUCGACUUGGCCUGGUUUUCGUGUCUCACUCACUUGGCUUGCUUGACGCUUCUCCGCAAUUUCCUCUACAAUCACCCUCUUCAACGGACAGUCCGCCUUUUCUUCAUGGGUGUCCUGGCCAUACUCCUAGUCGUGGGUCUCUCAUUUACGAGUCGCUACACAUGGGUCUCUUUUGACUACUACACCAGUCUCACAGAGUUCAUGGCUGGUCCACCUUUCUCAUCGUAUCCCGAUCCGGUGGCUAUUACCUACCAUGCCACAUGUCAGAUUCCAAAUACUACGAAGGACCCCGACUGGCAAUACCUGUCAACAGUUUUCUCAAUCGUUUUGAUUGCUAUGGGCCUUUUGAGCAGGGUAAUAAAAUUGUAUAGAUUCAUUUCCGUCGGCGUAUGCGCUCGGCUUAGAUCCUGGGUCAGUACUCGAAUACGACGCUACUUACGAUGGGUUUUCUCUCGGUGCUGCUUCAACAAGUCACCUAGGAGUCUCAGUCGUACGCUCAUCUACCGUCCCCUGCUGGCAGUCUUUGUGGUGGCAGAGCUAGGCCUAGACUGGUGGUCUUCAUUUCUGCUAGAAGUAAGACGUUCGAGGGUGCACUUCCUUAUCAUACUCUAAUAGCAAAUAGGUAGGCUACUUAGCUUUUGGUUUUGUGUGGGGAAUCUUGC
Messenger RNA from Aspergillus candidus, 1163 nucleotides. RefSeq lists its product as uncharacterized. Lineage: Eukaryota; Fungi; Ascomycota; Eurotiomycetes; Eurotiales; Aspergillaceae. The transcript is spliced from 3 exons. Bases 64 to 1113 code for a protein of 349 amino acids. The record is from RefSeq and is a predicted model, not a curated record.